UCCAACCAAACAUUGAAAAAACACAGUUGUUUUUCCACAACACCAAACCCCAACAUCGAAACACAAUCACACUGUGGAACAACGACAAUGGAGGAUUCUCACUCAUCACUGUUCAACAUAGGAAUCCUAGAUACACUCAGCGAAGACCAACUUCACGAAAUCCUCGAAAGCUAUACCCUCUUCUGCAACGCCACACAAUCUCUUCUCGGCGGUGCUGGCGAUCUUUCAUACGGUGCUGAAUUUGUUUCUCACGUUCACACCCUUUGUAAACAUGGUCUAGAGUCACUCGUUCGUGACCAUUUUCUCAAAGUCUUAGAGGAAACUUUUGAACGAAAUGGGUCAUCGAGGUUUUGGCGGCAUUUUGUUCCUUAUGCUGAUUUUGUUUCUUUGAACAAGAAUGGUGAUGUCAAUAUUGAUGAGGAUGAGAUUGAGAGUGUGCUGUGUAAUGCUUUGGAAGAAAUCUCUUUGGAGAAACAGUACCAGGAGAAGUGUCUGUUAAUUUUGGUCCAUGCUUUACAAUCUUUCAAGGAUCAAACGUCAGAGGAAAGGCAUAAUUUUGAAGCAGAAAGGAAUUACCUUACCUCUAAGUAUCAAUGGACUGUCUCUUCUGUGCUUAUGGCCACACUUCCUCGCGUUUUCCCUGCUAUAUUGCAUUGGUAUUUUAAAAGAAGGCUGGAGGAGUUAAGUACAGUCAUGGAUGGGGAGUUCACUGAUGAUGUGUCUCAAAAUAAGGAUGACAUGGAUUUAGAUGAAAAAGGAAAAAUAUGCAAAGAUGGUGAGAUGGAUGUUGAUGAGUGCUAUAGUGACCGUCGAUUCUCAGAAAACAGUAAACUGGUGAAGAACAUUGGAAAAGUUGUUCUUGAUCUCAGAAGUCUUGGAUUUACUUCAAUGGCUGAAGAUGCGUAUGCUUCUGCUAUAUUUUUACUACUAAAGGCAAAAGUAUAUGAUGUAGCGGGAGAUGAUUUUAGGAGUUCGGUCUUACAAUCUAUUCAAAGCUGGAUACAGGCUGUUCCUCUCCAGUUUCUCCAUGCCCUUCUUGUCUAUCUUGGUGACUCUGUUAGCUACGAAAGUACUUCAUCAGGUCUCAAAUCACCUUUAGCCCCAAAAUCAUCGUCAUGCUGUCCCGGAAUUGAUACUCCCUCUGAAAGUCUUGUCCGAUGGAAGUUGCGACUGGAAUAUUUUGCUUAUGAAACACUGCAAGAUUUAAGGAUAGCCAAAUUAUUUGAGAUAAUCGUUGAUUAUCCCGAUAGCUCUCCUGCAAUUGAAGACUUAAAACUUUGUCUUGAAUACACCGGACAACAUUCAAAGCUGGUGGAGUCAUUUAUUUCUGCACUGCGUUAUCGCCUUCUUACUGCAGGCGCAUCAACCAAUGAUAUAUUACACCAAUACGUUUCUACUAUUAAAGCCCUAAGGACGAUAGAUCCUGCUGGUGUUUUCCUUGAGGCAGUUGGUGAACCAAUAAGGGAUUACUUAAGAGGAAGGAGAGAUACAAUAAAAUGCAUAGUGACCAUGUUGACAGAUGGGACUGGGGGAAAUUCAAGUGCAUCCGGAAAUCCUGGAGAUAGCCUUCUUGAAGAGUUGAACAGAGAUGAAGAAAUUCAAGAGAAUUUUGGUAUUGAUGAUGAUUUUAACACUGAUGAUAGGCAAGCAUGGAUCAAUGCCACACGAUGGCAACCUGAUCCUGUAGAAGCAGAUCCAUUGAAGGGAAGCAGAAACCAAAGGAAGGUUGACAUACUUGGAAUGAUUGUUGGCAUAAUUGGUUCAAAAGAUCAAUUAGUUCAUGAAUAUCGAACUAUGCUUGCUGAGAAACUUCUAAAUAAAUCUGAUUAUGAUAUUGACUCAGAGAUACGUACUCUAGAACUCCUUAAGAUACACUUCGGAGAGAGCAGCCUACAAAAAUGCGAGAUUAUGCUCAAUGAUCUAAUUGGCUCAAAGAGAGUCGACACUAACAUUAAAGCUACCAUAAGUCAGCUACCUCAGACAAGUGUGGAGGUUGAAGACAAUGCAAUUUCCAUGGAUAAAGUAGCCGCCACUAUCAUAUCUUCUAAUUUCUGGCCUCCGAUACAGGAUGAGCCCCUUAACCUGCCGGAACCUGUUGACAAGCUUCUCUCCGAUUAUGCGAAGAGAUUUAGUGAAGUCAAAACACCCCGUAAGCUUCAGUGGAAAAAAAGUCUUGGGACUGUCAAGCUGGAGUUGCAGUUUGAAGAUAGGGAAAUGCAAUUCACAGUAGCCCCUGUUCUUGCAUCUAUUAUUAUGAAAUUUCAAGAUCAAACGAGUUGGACCUCUAAACACCUUGCAGCUGCUAUUGGGAUACCUGUGGAUGUGUUAAAUAGGAGAAUAAAUUUUUGGAUAAGCAAGGGGGUCAUUGCAGAGUCGUCGGGGGGAGAUUCCUCUGACCUUGUAUACACUAUUAUGGAAAACAUGGCUGAGACAAGUAGGAAUGGAGGCGGCAGUGGCAAUGCUCAGGAACUUCUUGGAGGUGAUGAAGAGGAAGACAGAUCUGUGGCCUCGGUAGAAAAUCAACUUCGGAAGGAGAUGACUGUGUAUGAGAAAUUUAUCUUGGGGAUGCUCACAAACUUUGGUAGCAUGGCAUUAGAUCGCAUUCACAAUACUCUCAAGAUGUUUUGCAUUGCUGAUCCCCCUUAUGACAAAUCACUCCAACAACUACAAAGCUUUUUAUCUGGUCUAGUCUCUGAGGAAAAGUUAGAACUUCGGGAUGGAGUGUACUUUCUAAAGAAGUAGUGAGCUUAUGGAACUAUGGUCAUCCUUUUGGCCAUAAGUUUUAAGCAAAAAGGUUCUGAUCUGACAAUUUGCUGAUAAACUUUGACAGCAACUUGAGCUCUCCCUUUUUUGUUGUCAUAUGUGUUAUUUGCUACGAGGAAACUGACACAGUGACACUUGGCAUGGGUGAGUAACAAAGUGAAGCUUUUAUUGAACUGGUUGAGACUUGAGAAAUGAGAUAACAUAAAUGGCUGAAGAUAUGAUUCCUCCACUCCACAUGUUACAAUCUAUAGUUGACACAAACUAUAAAGCAGUCCAACGCUCAUCUUUGCUAUCUUGAUAAAUGUGUCAACUUGAAGAUAUUAUUGGAUUUCAUAGUCAUGUUUUUAAUUCAUUUCAAUGUACCACCUGUCUGAAUUUGUAGGACUUGGUUAGCCUAAUAGGAAAAGUUAUGUUAUAUUAUGUGGUGUUAUUGUAUAUAUCAAAAACAUUAGUAGAUUUGUAUGACAUUUAUUUUUAUAGCUCUAUUCGGCCUUAGGCUUAGGCCAACCGUGAGAUGAGCAUGGAAUUGUAUUAUGUAAAAUUUAUUAUUGAAUAUUUGAACCAACGUCCAUUACCCUAUUGU
Messenger RNA from Medicago truncatula (barrel medic), 3346 nucleotides. Its product is annotated as anaphase-promoting complex subunit 2. The coding region runs from base 88 to 2742 and encodes 884 amino acids. Gene Ontology annotation, molecular function: ubiquitin protein ligase binding. Gene Ontology annotation, biological process: ubiquitin-dependent protein catabolic process; metaphase/anaphase transition of mitotic cell cycle; protein K11-linked ubiquitination. The record is from RefSeq and is a predicted model, not a curated record. Lineage: Eukaryota; Viridiplantae; Streptophyta; Magnoliopsida; Fabales; Fabaceae. The transcript has 17 exons. Gene Ontology annotation, cellular component: anaphase-promoting complex.